GUCGUGUUCAAGGUUGGCGCGUCUUUCGUUGGACUCGUGGCAACCGGUUUGCGAGCAGUUGAGCGCAAAACUCGGCCACACCGUUUGCCCCGCCUCUCUGCGUCCACUUUCUCCGCGUAGAGAGAAGGUCGGCAUCGUUUUUUUGACAGUACAGUGGCGGUGCUUCGGUGCAGUGUCGUCAACGCGAGCCUAUAGUUUACACGUCGCGGGACUUCGCUUACAGAGAUGACUGGUGUGUAUACGAAGAAAUCUGUGGAGGACGUGUUCGACACAUCGGAAGAAGCACUUCCGUUCAGACUUCAACAGAUCGCUGAAGAUGAGCUCGGAGAGACUCCUGCUCGGAGGAAGGAAUCUCUUGCGAAGCUUCUCCAGCUUUUAUCAGAGGAAGAGGACCUGAACACGCGCAAGGAUGCGCACUUUCUUCUGAGGUUCCUGCGAGUGCGCAAGUACAACGUGGAGGCGGCCCUGCGCAGCGUGAAGAACUAUUACAAGAUCCGGAACACCAGCGGGCCGGUGUUCCGCGACUUCCUGCCUUCCAAGGUGUCCCCAGCUACGAGAAAGCUCAUGAUGGUCAUGAAAGAGACGGAUGCUCACGGACGACGAAUCUUCUAUUUCAAACCCGGUAUGUGGGUGCUCGAGGAAUCAUCCUACGUGGACGUCCAUCGGGCUAUCUUGCUGUGCUUAGAACACCUGGCUAAGGACCCAACGACACAAACCCUAGGCAUGGUGAUACUCUUCGACUAUGGUGGCUUCACAGCGGAAAAAGUGCUUGCCAUUAACGUGGGUCUGAUCAGGAGAGGCUUUGAGUACCUGCAGGAUUGUAUGCCUAUGCGACUCAAGGCCAUGCACAAUGUGAAGCAAGGUCUAGCGUUCGACACGUUCUUCACGCUCAUCCGGCCUUUCCUGAAGGCGAAGCUUGCACAAAGGUUUAUCCUUCACGGAGAAAAGUUUGAGGAACUGCAUAAGGAAAUCCCGCCCAAGGUUCUUCCUGAAGAGUACGAUGGUCAGGCGCCACCUGUCAACUUCGAGGGUUUCUGGGACGACCUGGAAGGUUACGACGAUGACUAUCGGGAUAACAGCAGCUACGGCUACACGAGGACAAACAAAGAAGACUUUGCCACGGAGGCUGAGAUUGAGAGCCAGCUAACGUUUCUGUAAACGUCGUAAAAAAUUAUAAGCCCGUGAAAAAGAAGUAACAGCGUUCUUUAGAAAGGGAGAACUGACAUCCACCCGUCUAAUAGCAUGGAGCAACAAAGGAAACCCCUGCGGGUUUAUGAAAAAGCUCCGCAAAAUAAAAUAAAAAAAUCCGAGAUUGAAACCGCAGCCAACGUUUCCGCGAGGUGUUCGCACUUACAUUUGAGCUAACCAGGAGGCUAGAAAAUUGCAGAGCGAGGCCGAAUUGAUCAAUAACUCAAUGGACAGGGAUACUGAAGUUCAGUAAUGUAGAAAGGUGGCCGAGUUGGUGAUUCAUCAUCAUACCGUAUUGGUGAAGCAGCGCACUGAUAAGGACAAAGUGGAGAGACGCAAGAUCCUUGGGUCUCUCCACUUUGUCCUUGUCAGUGCGCUGCUUCACCAAUACGGUAUGAUGAGGGAUACUGAAUAUGACAGAUCAGUUCUGCGGAAGCCCCCAAAGCGGCCUCGCUCUGAGGUUUGCUGUUUGCUAGCCUCCUGGUUACCUCAGGUGGCAGAGCGACCGCAGUGGAAAGGCGUUUGUGCUUCGUGCUGUGCUCGGGUGGAUGACACUUUCUUUCAUUUUUUUCAUAAAGAUUGUUCUACAAAGCGCAUUUCAUGCAGAACUGAUCUACCACCAACAUUAUCUCACUUUAUGCAACCGGCAUUUAUGGCGGUAUGUUAUAAAGUGAGCUUGGUUCUUUGGUGUGACGAUCGUGCACAUUGCGCAGAAAUUACGCCCGUGCGUGUUUCUUACAAUGAAAACAAUGGGCGCCAUAUCAUGUGAAAAGGCAUUCGAGUUACGACCACACUGUCUAGAAUCACUAGUCAUUUGAACAUCCUUUGGUAAAGUAUUACCGCCGAAGUGACAGCACUUGUUCGCAAGACGCUUUUGGCAUACGCUCAGGGAGAUCAAGUAUAAGACAGAUAGUCUUGAUAUAGUAUAGCGCAAAACCGCACUAUCUGCCAAAAUUUCACUUUUGACAGCUGAGCUGUUUAAGCUCUU
Messenger RNA from Dermacentor silvarum, 2176 nucleotides. Its product is annotated as alpha-tocopherol transfer protein-like. The coding region runs from base 226 to 1158 and encodes 310 amino acids. NCBI's taxonomy places the organism in Eukaryota, Metazoa, Arthropoda, Arachnida, Ixodida, Ixodidae. Gene Ontology annotation, cellular component: membrane. The record is from RefSeq and is a predicted model, not a curated record. The transcript has 5 exons. Gene Ontology annotation, molecular function: phosphatidylinositol bisphosphate binding.